AUGUCGUACAAUCUCUCCUCGCUCACUCCUUCGCGUCCGGCCCCAACUCCCCCGUCCCGGUCCGGCUCGGGCAAUAACACUCCCAGCGCAAACAACACCCCACCCGGACCCGGCUCAACAGGUGGUAAAUCCAACUUUUCCAGCUCGGCGUACGCGUCUUCAUUCCCCAUUAUGAACUCGGCGUCGGCGCUAUCGCCCGCGCGGACCGUCAGUCGGAACACCGUCGUCCGGACUGGACAGGCGAGCAUGAAGGAGGAGGGAUUGCGGAGUUUCUUGUGGUCCAAGAAGUGGUUGGUCCUAGGCGGGAACGAGCUGCAGGUGUUUAAGAAUGAACAAGCAUCCUCUCCGCAACAUCUGGUCGACCUCGAGCAGGUCAAGGAUAUUCAACGCGUCGAUCUCAAGCCAUUCUGCCUGGAAGUCGAGGGCAAGGACAAGCUCUACUACUUUGCGUUCCGCACAGACGAGGAGGUCUAUGCGUGGAUGGAGGACCUGUACUCGCGAUCCCCGUUGAUGGGGGUCAGUCAGCCUACCAACUUUGUACAUCAAGUACAUGUUGGCUUUGACCCAAUCUCAGGAGGAUUCACCGGUCUCCCACCACAAUGGUCCAAACUCCUCACUAGCUCGGCCAUUACCAAGGAAGAAGCGGCGCGAAACCCCGAGGGCGUCCUCGAUGCGCUCAAGUUCUACACGCACCAAAUGAACGGCAACACCUCGGAACAAAAGCCAGCAUCUAUACCUACACUACCCGCUCCGAGCAGGACGACCAGCGCGGCGGCGAUGCGGUUCGAGGGCACAGCGGGAGAUGGAUCGCGAAAGAGAAAGAGAGGAGGAGCAAAGGCAGAGGAGCAACUCGCAGAAUCAUGCCCAGGGCAGCUCGAGUCGUCACGUCCAACGGCCAAGCGAAUCAAGAGAGCACCUGCUCCUCCUCGCGCACCUGCCCCCAAACCCGUCGAGGCUCAACCCAAACCCGCCCCACGCCCUCCACCAGAACCCAAAGCUCCGGCACCCUCAGCAGCCAGCACUGCCCGUCCAGAACGGCGUAUCAGCAGCAUGAAUGAGGCCCAGAUCAUGGAGAAGCUACGCUCGGUGGUUUCAGAUGUCGACCCGUCCACGCUGUAUUCGAAGAUCAAGAAAGUCGGACAAGGUGCAUCCGGACUCGUCUUUGUCGCCAAGACCCUCGCUACCGGCAAAAAGGUCGCCAUUAAGCAGAUGGACCUGGCGCAACAGCCCCGCAAAGAGCUCAUCGUCAACGAAAUCAUCGUCAUGCGCGAAAGCCAACAUCCAAACGUCGUCAAUUUCCUCGAUUCUUUCCUGGUCCGCAGCUCGGAGCUCUGGGUGGUGAUGGAGUAUAUGGAGGGAGGGGCGUUGACGGAUGUGAUUGAGAACAACAAGUUGGAGGAGGAUCAGAUUGCUGCUAUCUGCUUGGAGACAUGUCGGGGUUUACAACAUCUUCAUUCCAGAUCGAUCAUCCACCGAGAUAUCAAGUCUGACAAUAUCCUCAUGAACUCGACUGGAGAGGUCAAGAUCACCGACUUUGGCUUCUGCGCCAAGCUCACCGACCAAAAGUCAAAACGAGCCACCAUGGUCGGUACCCCGUACUGGAUGGCUCCCGAGGUCGUCAAGCAAAAGGAGUACGGCGCCAAGGUCGACAUCUGGUCCCUCGGCAUCAUGGCCAUCGAGAUGAUUGAGAAUGAACCACCCUACCUCGACGAGGAGCCGCUCAAGGCGCUCUACCUCAUCGCUACCAACGGGACGCCUACGCUCAAGACGCCCGAAAAGCUCAGUCAGGAUCUGAAGCACUUUUUGUCGGUGUGCUUGUGUGUGGAUGUCAGCUUUAGGGCGACUUCCACGGAACUUCUAAAGCACGAUUUCCUCACGCUUGCCUGUGCGAUACGGCAACUCUCGCCGUUGUUAGACUUCAAACAGAAUAGCUAG
Messenger RNA from Dioszegia hungarica, 1935 nucleotides. Its product is annotated as kinase-like domain-containing protein. Gene Ontology annotation, molecular function: ATP binding; protein serine/threonine kinase activity. NCBI's taxonomy places the organism in Eukaryota, Fungi, Basidiomycota, Tremellomycetes, Tremellales, Bulleribasidiaceae. Gene Ontology annotation, cellular component: cytoplasm. The coding region runs from base 1 to 1935 and encodes 644 amino acids. The record is from RefSeq and is a predicted model, not a curated record. Gene Ontology annotation, biological process: regulation of MAPK cascade; protein phosphorylation; intracellular signal transduction. The transcript is spliced from 10 exons.